Messenger RNA from Patella vulgata (common limpet), 7622 nucleotides. RefSeq names its product thyroxine 5-deiodinase-like. Lineage: Eukaryota; Metazoa; Mollusca; Gastropoda; Patellidae. The transcript is spliced from 13 exons. Gene Ontology annotation, molecular function: thyroxine 5'-deiodinase activity; protein binding. The record is from RefSeq and is a predicted model, not a curated record. Gene Ontology annotation, cellular component: Cul2-RING ubiquitin ligase complex.
UGUCAAUAUGACUAUGAUUAAGAAGUCUAGGUCACCAAGACGUUCGAUGUUAAGUACGGCACAAACAGGUUGACAUACAACCCAACCCAAAACAAAAGGUAAACAAUAAUGUUAGCAUAUCGAUUAUUCCGCCGAACAUCGAUUCAAUAAAAAAAACCGUAGCAAUGUAAACUGUGUUAUUCAUGGAAUGUAUUACUGGGCUUUAAGGUCCGGUUAGCGAUAUAAUACUUCCUUGUUGAUUUGUUGUGAUUAUGUGUAAGGUGAAAAGGGACUUGUUGCUUUGAUCGAGAUAUUGUAGUCUCUUUUAACUAAUACAUAACUUUGUGUAGUAUAGCGGUUGGAAAAAGAGCUUGGUUUCGACAGGUGUAUGUGUUAAUGACUCCGGGUAAGAUAUCAGAUAUUCCAAAAUGUAUGCCCAGCCAAAUACCCUCCGUUCAUCUUGUAUUUGUUUCAUCUGUGAUAAUAUACAGUCUGUGUGCCGUUUGCAGUCAUCAAAUUCUGGGGCACGACGUGAUGAUUACACAGAGGAACCUCUCGACAGGGAUUUAGCCAACAGACUAGACAGCAUAGAACUUAAAAAAGAACGUCAACCAAAUCAGCUGUUAAAAGACAGCGGCCCUGAUUCCACAUCUGGGGAUACAUUUCGUAAUGAAUUUGGACCUACUUUAACAACAAACAUCCAAUACGCCUUCAGCGACCCAGAUGUGCACCUUCCACACAAUAUUUCCGAACAAUUACUAGAAAGACUCAGUGAUAUACGAAAAUUGAAUGAUAGUACCAUUAAGAUUUUUCAGCCACAAAACACAACAUUACGAAGACUAGUAAUCAAAAAUGCCAUUGGUUUAACGCCGGAUGCACUAGGUAUUCUGAAGAAACAUAAAAUACUGGACAUUGAAAUUGUACACCAGCCGAAAAUAAAUAUAAACAAAUUGUUAGAGUGCCUCGGAGAAUGGACAAUAAGGAAUUUGCGGACACUAAACGUAGAGGGGAUAUUAUUUACACCAAACAACAAUUUUGAUCUAUUAUCAAAACUCCGAACGCUUCGGUCUUUAAAUGUUAGUGACACAGAGUUCAACAAUGAGGGAUUAGAUGUGAUUGCUCGAGAACUAAAUUGUUUGGAAAAUAUUGAUAUUUCUCUGACCAAAGUCACUGAUGUAUCACCAUUACGAAAAUGUAAAGAAAAUAUAAAGGUACUAGCAAUGUUUGGUGUUCAGGUCAGUGACCCUGAAAAAACGGGUUCUAUUUUAUUAGAAUUAACAAAGCUAGUGUAUCUGGACGUAGCAUCUUUACUUUUCACUGAACCGAUGCAUCUGGCCAUAGUAAAAAUAAUGACCACCAAAGAUGCCCACCCAUGUUUGAGUUCAUUGGAUAUAUCAAACAAUUGUGUUCCAGAAGAUGUUAUCAGACUCUAUUUAAAAAGUCAUAGUAAAAUGAAAUUCCUAGGAUUAGUGGAGAGUGACACUAAAUACAGCGACGAGUUUUUGAACGCUUUACAAGAUUCAUAUCCAGAUCUGACGUUUGCGGCACUUGGCAAUGGUAAGCAAAUUAUAAACAUUCUCAAGAGGUACAGAAAUCGGUAUGGGUAUCUGUUGUCAUCCAUGAAUGCAAUAUAUAUGCAUAGCCAGUAUGGCACCGGUUGGGACGAUAUUGAAGAAGUUGUAAGGGUGAUCAUCAAGUCAAUACACGCGAAUGUACUUCACAGGGAAAUGGUUUAUCCCCUGCAGCAGGGGACGGAAUAUGCUUUGGGAAUUAAAGCCAUUAGUUGUAUAUAUAACUUACUAGAGGAUGAUAAUUGUUUACGGGUUCAUCCGACUUGUCGACGAGAAGCCGUAGAAUGUGUUUUACAGAUAAUGUCAAAGGCUAUCAUCGUUGGAAUGUUUGAUAACAGGUAUUAUAAUCUAGUGUUUGUGAAACUGUUAAAACAAGUGAUGUUCAACGAUGAAAAGCCGUUUUAUGAAAAGAAUUGUGGAUAUAUCAGAACAUUGAUGCGCCAUAUUAAACACAAAAUAACUCGUAGAAUGUUCAACGAAGAACUGAAAUGUCUUACCAGAAUAUUUUGGAAUGUAACGGAUGAAGCUCCUGGAAACUGUAAAAUUAUUGUUCGUGAAAAUGGUAUGGAAGUAUUGAUGGAUUUGUUACAGGUACUUUCGGGACAUCCUCCCUAUGAACUGCACGAAAUCCACAGUUCUAUAAUAAAUGCGGCAUUAGGAACACUUAAUAAUAUCGCGGAGGUUAAAGAGUUAAGGAAGGAAUUUAUGAAAGACAAUUUUAUUGAACUGGUUACACAUCUACUGGAUUCAGACCAACCACUGACCGGUUAUUCCUCGGCUGGCAUUUUAGCAAAUUUAAUAAGCGGUGGUGAUGAACUUUGGACAACAAACGAAACUCUACAAAAAAGUUGUUCAGAUAAACUUAUGACCACAGUUUUGAACUGGGAAAAGCACAGAGGUGGAUUGGUGAAAUAUGAAUCAUUUUGUCCCCUCUUUCAAUUAUUAAAAUGUUACCAUAUUCCUGCUGUACAAUUGUGGGCUGCAUGGGCCAUUGAACAUGUUUGUGGUUACUAUGCAAAUAGGUACUGUCCUUUGUUGGUAAAAGAGGGCGGAAAAGAAAUACUGGAACGGACGUUGAAGAACAGUACCUCAAUAGAAGUAAAAAAACUAGUAUUGGAUAUUCGACAACACCUGAACAAUUUUGUUUUGUAAUAAACAUACAUGAGACAAUCAAUGUACAAUACUGUUGGUAUGCAAAUAAUUAAAGUCGGAGUCAAAGUUUUACAAGACCUGCAAAUCAAACGUUUUAAACUAUUAGACAGUUUGCUGUCCCAAUAGAAUUGAACAAAAAUAGGUUGUUUUGAUGACCAUUUUGGAAUUCUAGAUGUCAUCCACCAGGGCCCGUCAUUUUGUGGAGCCAUAUUUUUAUGAUCAUUAUAUAUCAUAGUACUAUUGUGCAAAGUUGCAUGCAUUACCCAAGAAGUCAAUGAUACUUGUGGAAAUCAGGCCUUAGCCACUCAAAUCAUUAGGAUAUGUAGCAGUCAACCUGUUUUGUCGAAUGAGUGUGAACAUUUCAUACAACUCUAUAUAUAAAUAUAAAAAGCGGCCUUCGGGUAAUGAAUGAAAGAAAGAAUACCAGAGGAGAAAACCGUCAAACCCUUUUUGUAAAUGGAAGCGGAAGUCGCUUGAGCCCCUGCCAGUCUCCCAUGCUGGAGUUAAUCGAUCAGAAUGGGGUGCGAUCGCCCGGGCCUUCCUCGUACUGCCGUGCUGUAUCGUUGUGAUCAACAGUAGCUGAUCUAUCACACGUACAAAUUUCAUUGCUGUAUCUCAAUUCGGUAAAGAGAUAUACAGUGUCGACUUUGGCAGUAAAUGUAAAUUGCCCUGGUAUAACCAAGGAGGAGAGCAGUAAAUGUAGAUACUAUCGUUCUCCUUGAUACAUCUAUGAUAACCCAAAGCGAGAUUUUGGCAGUAAAUAUAAAUUGCCGAGGAUAAAAGCAGUAGGUGAAGAGACUGUCGUUCUCCUUGGUACUUGUCUGACAACCUAAGACAAAAUGAAAUGAAAUGGGGUUUAACGUCUUACUGUUCUGUCCCGAUCUUGGCUAAUGAAGACGGGCAUACUCCAUACAGUGUGCUAUGAGGGAAAUUUUGCCGGACAGCGGCACUACGGCCUACUCUUACAUCGAAUUCCAACUGUCAAGAGAUCUUGACGCCAAUGUGUACACGGGACCUCGGUUUUUCGUCCAAUCCGAAUGACUAGACAGCUGUACGUGUCAGGCCCUGCAUCACUGACAAGGGGGAAUCACGCCGGAAAAUCUGGAUGAACUUUUUCGGCCAAUGCAGGGAUCGCACACCCGACCUCCAGGCUAGCAAGCCAGCGUCUGAUCCACUUAGCCACCGUGACCCCCAGCUUAAGACGAGGUGUUGGCAUUAAAUGUAAAUUCCCCUGGUAUAACGAUGGAGAAAAACAGUAACUAUGCUUAGAAGAAUAUUUAUGCUUAAAUAUGCAGUUUGUAAACCGUCCGUUCAUCAUAGAAACAAUUAGAGAACAUAUAUUGCUUUUCGCCUGGGUUAUACUAUGGGCACCAGCAAUGGCCCAGAGUCCUAAAAUGGGCAGUAUCUGCAUUAUCUCAGUCCCACAGAGAAAUAUAUGAAAAUCGGGCAUCAUUUUGUUUAAAAACUAUUAGUGCGGGAAAGUGACAAACUUUAAAGUCUAUUUUCUCAAAAUGGCUAUUUUGCAGAUAUAUACUGCCUUUCUCUUUUGUAGGGCAGCAUAGUGUACAGUAGGUUACAUUACAACCGAGUGACUUCCGUGAUUUCUGAGACAACAAAGUAAAUAAGUAGCCAUGUUAAGUUUAAAAAGGUCAUCAAGGUCUUCAUUGGAAGGACAGUGUUCUUAAUUAGUUGUAUGGAUUACCAUAUCUGCCAGAAGUGUAAUAUUCUUAUACAAAUAUAUAAGUUUAUUAGUCUCUCAGACCAAUUUAUUGUCACGGAGAGUUGAACAUACUGAGAAACAUUCCGAUCCAGUUUCAUCAACUUUCAACGUAUUUAAAGUAAUCUUUUUUAACGAUGACUGUACGUUUGAAAUCAAUUCACGAAGGUCUCGAUCAACAUUAAAAAAUCCACCGAUUCUCGAAUAAUUUCAACAAACAAUAUUUAAAUAAUGUACUUGUGAAAUAUCCAGGCUAUCAGAAGCACAUCCGAGGAGUUUUUAGAAUUUUAAACCACUCCAAUCUCUUAAUUAUUGAUGUCUUGCGAUAUCAUUAUUAUUUCUAGAGAGAGGAUUUGUAAGGGGUUCAUUUUCACCUUUGAUGCACGCAUUGCCACAAAAGACCCAUUGGAAGUUGGAAUUCGAUAUAAGAGUGGGCCAUAGCGCCGCUGUCCGGGAAAAAUUUCCUUCAUUGCACACUGUAUGGUGUAUACCCGUCUUAGCCAUUUAAUUUCCAAUUUUGAACAUGAAAUUAAUUAAUUUUGACGGGCGUGGACAUAAAUCAAAUUUUGAUGUUACCAAUCUGGGCAUGGGACUUGAGAAAUCGUGAUUUAAAAUAUACGGUACGAUAAGCAGUUAAAUAUAUUGUCCGUGACACCAACAUUGUCCUACUUUUUCGAGUAUUAAUAAAUAAGUGUGUUUUAUCUAUAAUAAAGCUAUCUACUUUGGCUAUUAUCCCAUUUUAUCUGUAACAUAAUAUUUAUAUGACUGGGAUUAUUUACACACGACCGUUAGUAGGUCAAAAAAUCUAGUACUUCACUGAUAGCAUUCAGUAGCCUCAUUAUUGAUUUAAGCGUUAAUAAAGCAGGAUAUCGUCGUAGGUGAAUACAGGUAUAGCUUUCUCAUUAUAAUCUGAUUUUAUAGAUAAAAAUAUUACAUUAAGCUGAAAAUUGAACAGGUAUGAAUGGACAUAAAGGCUAGAAGGGCAAUAAUAAAAUGUCUUUAAUAUUCACAGCAAAAAAUAAAGAUUACAAUGUGGUUCUUUAGUCAUAGAGUAAACAUGAAUUUAUUUAUUUUAUGAAUCACUUCCGUUUAGACGGUUAUGCACAAAUGGGUGUAAUGGGGCUGUCACACAUUGGCGUAUAGCCGACGUAUGAGAAAUUUAGCAAACACGCUGGUGUGGAAAUGGAAUGGGGUUUAACGUCCAACUGUUCUGCUCCGAGCUGGAGUGCGUUGAAUACGUUAUGGGUACGUUUUUAACAAGUUACGAGCACGCUGAAAUACCAUGGUAUAAGUUGUUGUACGCCGAACGCGGCCGACGUAAUGCUAACACGUUAGGCGUAGGUUAGAGGUACGCGACAGCGUGUUAGAUAUUUCAUACGUCGGAAUAAGUUCUCUAUAAAACGCUAUAGUGUGACAGGCCCAUAACAUGUUUAGUAUGUUUCAAGUGAAUGGGUAUGGACAUGGCUUGUAAAACAUUCUAUCUCCUGGUAUUUGUCAUCCUGUAUCUAAGGGGCUAUACAUUAUAAUUAUUCACGUGGUCCUGCAUCGGGGUGUCGAUUUCAAACGUGACCGUAAAGAAACUAAAUUGAAGAUAUUGCAUGAUCAGAUAACAUGAUGCCAAUUAUUGAAAACAGUCCAACAUUUCCUUUCGCUUUCAGAAUAGAUGUAAAUAAUGGCGUUGAGACAAUACUGGAAUAUUUUACUAUUGAUGUAUGAGCUAUUACGUCACAGCUUUAUGUUGUUCUUGUCAUUGUUAUUUCCUUCAAUUAAACGGAAUAUGAUCAGUCAUGUUGGAAGUGUAAUGGACGAUACGGGUUUUAAAGAAGAAGACUGGACAGGAAGUUUAUACACAUGGGCUUGCAUUAAACAGAUGUUUCGAUCUCGCUAUUUGGACAUAUGGAAAAUAGCCGAUCCAGGAGGGAAGGCGCCAAAUCCUAAGGUAUUCUCAGCAGACGGGUCUCAAACACACUUAUUGCUAGAUUUCAUGAAAAAGGGCAGACCACUCGUCUUAAAUUUUGGAAGCUGUACCUGACCACCGUUUAUGGCAAAGUUACGGAAAUUUAACGAAAUAGUACGAGACUUUGCUAAUGAAUGUGACUUUUUAACGGUUUAUAUAGAAGAAGCUCAUCCCGCCGAUGGAUGGUGUUUCAGUAAUAAUUAUGAUGUAUCACAACAUGUAAAACUAGCUGACCGAAUUAAAGCGGCUAGUUAUCUACUGAAAGCUGGGAUCGACUGUCCCGUGGUAUUGGAUAACAUGCAAAAUGAUGCAUGCGCUUGGUAUGGUGGUUUAUAUGAACGACUCUAUAUCGUUCUAGAUGGCGCUAUUGUGUACCAAGGAGAGCGGGGGCCGAUGGGAUACCACGUUGAAGAAGUUGAAAGCUGGUUGAUUAAAUAUUUUGCUAAAUAAUAUGUAUGCCCAAUAACGCUACUUAAAUUUCAUUGCAUAUUAAAGAUGCAUUAUGUAAGAGCUAAAUCUAUCUUUUGCAGAUCUUUCUUUUAGUCUCACAUGUUAUAUAAAUUAUUAAUUAUACAUUUAUUCACCUGACAAGCCAUAAUGAAAUCUCUAGAAUAUCAGGUGGUUGUGAUUUUGAACGGAUUGAAACACGAUCGGCAUUUAAUAAUUUAAAAAUGGACAAUCGAGACUUUGUUUAUUAUCGUAACAACGGUAGUAAUGCAAAUCGAGACUACACUGUUUUUUAAACUUCACUCAGAAUAAAGUAAUUCGACUGAAAUUUUCAAUAUAUUCCUUUUCGCCAUCUAUUUUUAAACUAUUAUACUGGGAACUUUCAGCUCUUUAUGUAAAGUAGACGAACUAUAUAUCGAAAUUAGAUCGUUGAAAGGGUUCUAUUUUAUGUAAUUUGCUUGUGAUAGAUUUUACUACCCACAAUAAAGGUUCGAGUAUAUACCCUAUUUGUAACAUUUUGAUGAUAAUUUUAACAAAUUCGACAUAUUAAUUAUGUUAGUAAGUGCUGAUUAUAACAAUUAACUCUUACUCUAAAGGACAAAUACUCUAAAACAGCAUUAAAUUUUAUGAGUAGAGUUUCGUUUCAUCUUAUGAAAAUGACGUUUUAUGAUAACAUAUUAACAAAGAAGUGAAAUUAAUAUGUCUGAUGGCAUCACGCCAUAUUACUGAGAUAUUACGAAACAACUCCUUUAAAUUUGUAUUAUAAAUAAAAAUUGUAAAAUAAAUCUUCAUGCUAAUA